AUGGAGAAAUCCGAUGCCCUCUUAGAGGCCAAGGAGCGGCCCCCGCGCGCCCGGCCGGCCAGCACCUCCCCGUCCCCGGGCGCGCACGGCAGGCACGGCGGCCCGGAGGGGAAGAGCUCGUCGCGCAGCCCGGGCCCCCACCCGCGCUCGUGGAGCUCCAGCCGCUCGCCCUCCAAGUCCCGCUCGCGCUCUGCGGAGAAGAGGACCCGCAGCCCCAGCCGCUCGCCGUCGCCCAAGAAAACCCUGGGCCGGGACAAGGACGGCGAGGGCCGCGCGAGGCACGCCGAGGCCGAGGCCGCCCGCGCCCGGCGCCGCUCCCGCAGCUACUCGCCCAUCCGCAAGCGGCGCCGGGACUCGCCCAGCUUCAUGGAGCCGCGGCGCAUCACCAGGUCCAGCCUGCCGAGUGGCCUGUGGCCGGCCUGGGGGCCGAGUGGACCCCCUCCCCACAGGCUGCAGGGGAGAUGCCCAUUCCAAUGGGGCUGUGGGGAGUGUGUGGCAGAUAUGGCAGAAGCCACAUCAGAGAGCGUCUCUGCCAGGACUGGAGGUGCCCGAAAGCGUCCCAUCCCCUACUACCGGCCCAGCCCCUCGUCCUCCUCCAGCUGCCUGAGCAGCGACUACUCAAGCCGGAGCCCCAGCCGCAGCCCCAGCCCGGGCCACAGCCACGGAAGCUACAGCAGCCGCAGCCGCGGGACCCGCAGCCGCACGCGCAGCCCCUCCCGGACCCCCAGUCCCAGCUACCACAGCCGGAGCAGCUCAGAGAGUGGGGGCUUCUGA
Messenger RNA from Neomonachus schauinslandi (Hawaiian monk seal), 774 nucleotides. It is a transcript of the gene SRRM3, whose product is annotated as serine/arginine repetitive matrix 3. The record is from RefSeq and is a predicted model, not a curated record. NCBI's taxonomy places the organism in Eukaryota, Metazoa, Chordata, Mammalia, Carnivora, Phocidae. The transcript has 6 exons. Gene Ontology annotation, molecular function: mRNA binding. Bases 1 to 774 code for a protein of 257 amino acids.